This is a messenger RNA of Saccharomyces mikatae IFO 1815, 672 nucleotides long. RefSeq lists its product as uncharacterized. The transcript has a single exon. The coding region runs from base 1 to 672 and encodes 223 amino acids. NCBI's taxonomy places the organism in Eukaryota, Fungi, Ascomycota, Saccharomycetes, Saccharomycetales, Saccharomycetaceae. The record is from RefSeq and is a predicted model, not a curated record.
AUGUCCAAAAUUCGACCAAAAAGAAGCAUCGCACCUCCUCCAUCUGAUUUUUAUGAGAGUUCACGAUUUCAUAGUGAUGGCUACAUCAAAGUAUUGGAAAUUUUAUCACACGUUGUGAUUGAAAGAAAUCAUACAUCUAAGGAAAUAAAGAUAAAAAAGAUAAAGCAACAGAAACUCAAACCGGUAGUGAAUGAAUCUGUUUACAAGCUGAAAAAUAAGAAGAGUAAAACUAACUUUAUAUCAAAAGAUGACCCUAGUAAAGGAUCCAUGAUUCGUAAAAGAGAUAAACUAUGCGAGUGGUUCAAACGAUUUUUACCAAAGGAAGGAAUUGAGAUUGUUUCCCAUGAAAAACAACAGGGUAGUAAUAAUGAGAAUUUUUUGCCCUCAAAUGUCCUUGUUGGAUGUUCAAGGGAAUUAAUUAAACCUGGUUCAUGUCAAACAUUGGAAGACACGAAUUUAUUUCCUUACAAAGAAAAUCUAGAUGAAAGAGCUGAUAAAAUAUCUAGUUGUCCUGAAAAAAACAGCCUCAACGAGUUAGUUUUUGAAGUAGAAGAGGAAAGUAACUCCCACUAUUUCUUCCUCACGGACACUAAAAGAAGAGCUUUGAAGGCGCAGAAAAAAACAUAUACCUCUACUUUUCUUGUUGGUCAACAGCAUCGAGCAAUUUUUUGA